AUGGAGAGGAAGGGGAAGGAGCCAUGGAUGGAGGUGGUGUGCAGCAAUCCUCUGAUGGUGGGAGGAGGCUUCUCCAUUUGGCCUCCGAGGUCCUACUUUUGUAGCUUCUGCAAGAGGGAGUUCAAGUCAGCUCAGGCACUUGGAGGACACAUGAAUGUGCAUAGAAGGGACAGGGCCAGGCUAAGACAGCCGCAGUCGCAGCCGCAGCGCCUACCUCUGCCUCUUUUUGACCUGGAUUUUCCUAAACCUAAUGACCUCAUCAACCUCCUGCCAACGCCUCCAGGCCCUGCUCCUGCAGCCAAGGAGAUGAUGAUCCCCAUCAAUGUUCCUCCUCUGGUGCAUUUCUCGACCGCCGCCGACGAGUUGAGGAAAGCCGUGGACGUGACUGUGAAGGAGCUCCUCGUGGAAGAAGGCGAGAGCGGAGGGACAAUGCUGCCGAAGGGAAGAGAAGUUGUGAGGCUGGAGUUGGAGAUCGGAAUCUUCGGCGGCCGUGCUGUUCAUGAAAAGGCGGAAGAGGAAGAAGAGGAGGAUCUUGACUUGGAACUUCGUCUGGGAUUUGUCUAG
This is a messenger RNA of Zingiber officinale, 564 nucleotides long. Its product is annotated as transcriptional regulator SUPERMAN-like. The coding region runs from base 1 to 564 and encodes 187 amino acids. Lineage: Eukaryota; Viridiplantae; Streptophyta; Magnoliopsida; Zingiberales; Zingiberaceae. The record is from RefSeq and is a predicted model, not a curated record. The transcript has a single exon.